Messenger RNA from Aplysia californica (California sea hare), 1456 nucleotides. RefSeq lists its product as uncharacterized. Gene Ontology annotation, molecular function: acetyltransferase activity. The transcript has 4 exons. Bases 464 to 1369 code for a protein of 301 amino acids. The record is from RefSeq and is a predicted model, not a curated record. Lineage: Eukaryota; Metazoa; Mollusca; Gastropoda; Aplysiida; Aplysiidae.
AAGUUGGGAAGUUACUUUUCGGGUAUUCCCAAGGAAUAAUAAUAGACAUAGGCCAAAAAGCAAAAUAUCUAAUAAUAGGAUUAUCGGGAAAACUAACGGAAGUCACAGCAGCAAGUCCAUCCUCAUCCUGUUUACUGUUUACUGUUUACCAUCUAGGAGGCAACCAUUCGCAGGUAAUCCAAGUGCCCUUUGCCUUCUAUUAUCGGCAUACUUGUCAUAGCAACGCAACUACAAAUUACACAUAGAUUCUAGAUCUACAUGUGCUGAACAUAGUAAGUGGGUUGAAGAAUAGCAACUCACUUUUUUCACAAACGGAUGAGAUACAUGCUAUAGUUUUGUGAGUGCUGCUGAUUGCUGGAAGGGUGACUUCAACUUCAAAAUUAAAAAAGAAUCCUCUUGACGAUCUUGUCUCUGCCUGAGAUCAGUCAAACAAACAAACAAACAAACAGACAAACAAAAAACCAUGUCGAUGUUCACGAAGGACGAGGCUCUCUCCUUCCUCAAAAACAACUUGAAAGUGCGGGAUGUGGAGAAAAGACUGGAGACUGACCGCCGGUCACUUCUGGAUGACUUUGUGGUGGCCAUGCAGACACAGUUGGUCUUCCAGAACUUGAGACUGCUCAGUGUGCCCAAGGCCCAGCGGCGUCGACAGACAGUGGAAGAAAUCAAGUCCGACCUCCUGUCGGGAGUGGGCGGUCUGUGCUACAACCUGAACGUCUCGGCCUUUUUCUUGCUCCAGGCCCUGGGCUACAGGGCCAGCAUGGUGCACGCCACCUGCACCUCCAGCGUACUCUUCCCAGACAAUCACGUGGUCGUUUACGUCUGUGACGUGGCCACGCCCGGCGACAAGUUCCUGGUGGAGGUCGGGUUCGGAUUCCCGACGUACCGCGCCAUAAGUCUCGACUUUGAGAAAGAGUCCCCGGAAUACAUUGACUCGUUCAUCGAGUAUAAAUACAUACGACAUGAGGGGAAAGUUCUGCGCAUGCACCGGAAAGGCUGUCCCAUCAGGGCUAUGGGGAAGAAGAAUCCGCUGGUGGAUUUUGUGGUCGGUGAUUGGAGACGGUUUUAUUUGGUGGAGCCGGAGAGCACCACACAGCUAGCAGAGUUUGACGAAGACUUUGACCAAGUCUUUCAAAAUCCUGCUGCCUCGCCAUUUCAUGGGUCUUUCCGUGUGAUUGGUUUUCCCAACCGGAAGGCGGUCAUGGUCGUCAAUCAGAAGACAAUGAUUGAAGAUGAUAAAGGAGAUCUACAAGUUUCAGCAAUAGAAGGUGGUGACGAUGGCGUAGUGGCGAAGGUGAAGGAACUGUUUCCUGUCCUGCCUGAUCAGCUGGUACAGGACGCAAUGACCAACUUCAGAGCAUCCUCAUAACUGGGCACUGUCUGAUUUAUAUAUAUAUAUGUGUCUCGACGCGGUGGAAUCAGGCGCUGGUCAUUUUUUGUGCAUGUAGAGUUAUUG